Molecule: messenger RNA, 2436 nt
Organism: Cajanus cajan (pigeon pea)
Lineage: Eukaryota; Viridiplantae; Streptophyta; Magnoliopsida; Fabales; Fabaceae
Source: RefSeq, a predicted model, not a curated record
AUACGAAGGUAUAAGAUAAAGUAGUGAAAGAGAAAGAGAGGAUAAGAAUUAAGAGUAGAGAACACAUAGUAUUAUGCUAUGCUGCGCCAACAACACUGAACUCAAACUCAAUCUCAUAUUGUGAAAAUGGCGGUUGCACUAUCGAGUUGCACUUCCUUAUCCUCUGUGCUAUUCUCCACAGUUAAAUUCCGAUACUCACUCAGACAAAGACCCAUCCUCGCCUCCUUCCAUCCACAGCGAGUCUCCGCUUCCUCCAAAUCCAAUCGACAAAAGGACAAGAAGCAGCAAUUGGGGCAGUCAAAAGAUGAAAGAGGAAAUGUGGUUGAACCCCAAACAGCUUCUUCUAAAUCUUUUGGCAUUCAAAGGAAAAAUAAGGACUUUAUGUUCGAUUCCAAGGAUCAGCAGGUUGAACCAAGUGAUUUACAAGAUUCGGCUUUCCUUAAUGCUGUUGUGAAGGUUUACUGCACCCAUACUGCCCCAGAUUAUUCACUUCCUUGGCAAAAGCAGAGACAAUUCACAAGUACUGGAAGUGCAUUUAUGAUUGGAGAUAGGAAAUUAUUAACAAAUGCACAUUGUGUGGAACAUGAUACACAGGUCAAAGUCAAGAAAAGAGGGGAUGAUUCAAAAUAUGUAGCUAAGGUUUUGGCUAGAGGUGUUGAUUGCGAUAUAGCUUUGCUUUCAGUAGAAAGUGAGGAGUUUUGGAGAGAUGUGGAACCUCUCAGAUUUGGACGUUUGCCACAUCUUCAGGAUUCUGUAACUGUUGUGGGAUACCCUCUUGGAGGAGACACAAUUUCAGUGACAAAGGGAGUUGUAUCUCGUAUAGAGGUCACAUCAUAUGCUCAUGGAUCAUCUGAUUUGUUGGGCAUUCAAAUUGAUGCUGCAAUAAAUCCUGGUAAUAGUGGAGGCCCAGCAUUCAAUGCCCAAGGGGAGUGCAUUGGAGUAGCAUUUCAGGUCUUCAGAUCCGAAGAGGCUGAGAAUAUUGGAUAUGUGAUUCCUACAACUGUUGUAUCUCAUUUUUUGACCGACUAUGAAAAGAACGGAAGGUAUACCGGUUUCCCUUGCCUUGGAGUACUUAUACAGAAGCUCGAGAAUCCUGUACUACGGGAAUGGUUGCAAGUACAGUCUAACGAGGGUGUAUUGGUACGUAGAGUUGAACCAACAUCUGAUGCAAAUAAUGUAUUAAAGGAGGGUGAUGUGAUUGUCAGCUUUGAUGAUGUUCGUGUUGGUUGUGAAGGAACAGUCCCAUUCAGAUCAAAUGAGCGAAUUGCCUUCCACUUCCUCAUUAGUCAAAAAUUUUCAGGUGAUACUGCAGAGCUUGGUAUCAUCAGAGCAGGAACAUUAAUGAAAGCUAAAGUUGUUUUAAACUCACGAGUUCAUUUGGUUCCCUAUCACAUUGAUGAAGGUCAGCCUUCCUAUCUAAUAAUAGCUGGUUUAGUGUUCACACCCCUCUCAGAGCCAUUGAUUGAGGAAGAAUGCGAAGACUCUAUAGGGCUAAAAUUAUUGGCUAGGGCACGGUAUUCAUUGGCAAAGUUUAAAGGGGAGCAAAUUGUAAUUCUUUCACAGGUCUUGGCAAAUGAAGUCAACAUAGGUUAUGAAGAUAUGGGCAAUCAGCAGGUUGUAAAAUUCAAUGGAACUCGAAUUAAAAACAUUCAUCACCUGGCGCACCUCAUUGAUUCAUGCGAGGACAGGUAUCUGCGUUUCGAAUUUGAAGAUAGCUAUGUAGCUGUUUUAGAGAGAGAAGCUACUGCUGCUGCUUCAUCGUCCAUACUGAGAGAUUAUGGAAUCCCAACUGAAAGAUCUUCUGAUCUCUCAAAACCUUACGUGGAUACACUAGAUGGUGACCAACCAGCAGAUCAGGAAUUCGGUGAUAGUCCUGUUUCAAAUUUUGAAAUUGGCGCUGAUGGACUGCUCUGGGCAUAAGAAACUUGCACCUGAAGAUAUCAGUGUGAAAUUUCUCAUGGCAGCGGCAUUUGAAGCAAGUGAUCACAAUCUUGGGCUGCAGAAAGUGCAGCAACAGUAUGAGGCAACGUUGGUGUGAACACAUGAAUGGUUUUAUCAUUAUGCUACUCUGGGGCCAUGUUAGAAGCGACCAAUUUAAAUUGAUUUUAGAAAGGGGUAGAACUAUAGGAAAGAGUGUUUCAUGAUUAUUUUUACCCCAUGUAGUUUUUUUUCGUGUCAGUGUCACUCUUCGUGAUUUGAUGAACCUGAAAGAUCACUUCAGGUUUGAUGUCUAAAUCUUUCGGGCGCGUUCUGUAUUUUUAAGGAAAUAGUGCACAUAGGAGUAACUCGUAGAGAUGCCUUUGAUGCAAUCAAUGUAACUUUUUACAAUACAUUGAUUUUAAAUUUGUUUCAAUUGAAGUUAAAUGGCAUCAAUGUAACAUUUAUGAAGUUGUUAGUGUCAAUUGGAAUGAACCUCUUAUCUUUUGGAAUUUUAAA